GUGAUACGUGACGCCCGUACGUGCGUCUGCGUGAAUAGCGUCCGCACGUGUAUCGUGAUAUAGGCUUUAUUUGAUCGAACCUUUUGUAAACAGUUACUUAAACGUUACUUAAAACGGAUAAAGAGUAGAUCGAGGAGCCGACGGAGUAGCAACGACUUUUGAUCAUUUGAAAGUGAAUCUUGGUUAUAAGAAAAUAAGGAUAUAAAUAUUAAUGACAAACGAAUGAAGCGAACGAUUAAAAUUAAAUAAAGGAUAAUUAAAAUAAAUAGCAUAGUGUUUAAAAUAAAAUAAAAAUCUGAUUAUGGUGACAUAAGUGAGCAACAUUGAAACAGUGAUCCAAAUGAGAUUAUGUGAAUUAUGUAACUUUUGAAACACAUAGUGGUAAGAUAAAUAUAUUAAAAUGGUGUUUACUAGUCACGCUAUAGCAGGCAGUAUAGUUUCUUAAAAGCAAAAUGUGAAUAAAGAAGUUUGUUCUGGAAAACGCGUCUUCAAUAAUGGCUUCCUGGUUGUGGAUAGCAGCACUGCUAUGUGGAGGUCAUGCUGCAGUGCUUCCGCCACCCUGGGCGGAUGUCAGAAGGAACCCCUGCGCGUCGCAUCCGCGCGGCUGGCUGAUGCUGUACUGGCCUUCGGAUGGGAAAUGCUAUACUAUUUACAAGAAAGGCCACCCAUGUCCAGAAACCCAAGAGCUGAGUCCAGGGCGCUUAGGCGGGCGGACGGUCGCGGAGUGCAAGUGCCCUCCUGGCACAGCCCAGCUGCCCCACACGAAAACGUGCCAUAAGCUUUUCGAGCGGGGACCUUGCCGAGCUGGCGAGUACUUCGCACCGGUCGAAGAGUCCUUUAACAUGCGAGGUGAACGGCAAGGUAUGUGCGUGAGGCCGCAGCAAUGCGCGGACGAGUCCUUGCUCUACUGGCCGCCUGACGGUCGCUGCUACUACAGGCUGACUCAGGGUCCAUGCUAUCCUGGCACCAUAUUGGAUUUGGGGGGUGACGGACUCGCUUAUUGCACGUGCUUACCAGAUAGUCCUCACUAUUGGGAAGUAGACGGCAGCUGCUACGCUCACUACUCUCGAGGACCGUGUGAACGCGGACAGUUGUUCUUGCCCGGGGCCCGCUGCGGCUGUGAACCCCAACUGCCACAGUACCAUAACGACACUUCUGGGUGCUAUGAACUUGAUUCACUUGGCCCCUGCGCCAAAGGUCACGUAUUCGGGAUAACCGAAGUGUCAGGCAACGGGUCACGCGCUGAGUGCAAAUGCAAGAACUUCCACGCACGCGCACCAGACGGGGCUUGCUACAGGCUCUAUACGAGAGGGCCUUGUGGGCAGGAUGAAAUGAUUUCAAGAGGUGGACGAUGUGUCAAGGUACCUUGCGGAAGGGGUCGCUUGUACGUUCCAGAGAGGCGACGAUGCUAUCGACCUGGUGCAGCUGAACCUUGCCGAGUUGGGGAGCAUCUGGCUUUUGACUUCGAUGCGAGACCAGCGUUGGAUGGACUUAGCCAUAACGGAGUUUGUGUUUGUGAGAACCAACACUGUGCUAGGAAAGAGAUGUCAUCAUGUACGUCUCGAAAAGGAACAGCCAUAUUCAGCGGAGCCUGCCAUAUCCUCUACACACAGGGCCCGUGUUCCAGUGGCUCCUGGCUUACUAGAGAUAGUAAUGGACAGAUAAAAUGCCAGUGUAGACCUGGCUUUAAUUGUACUAAACAAAUCACGAAUAGUUGACGGUAAUUUACCUUCCAUUAUAUUAAGAUUAAAGCUAGAGAAAAAUUGGUCUCAAGGUGGGAGAAUUGGUGUGUAACCUUGUCCCGUGUUUCCAAUGUUAGUUGACAUCAGACAUAGCUGUAAUUUUUCAAUAGACUAUUUGUCUAUGACGUGCUACGUGUAAGUUCUAAGGAAUAACUGGUCACACGAGUAGCAUAAUCUACGAACAUCCCCUCCACCCUCCCAUGUCGAUCUGGACAUUAUUUGUUACGGGUACUAAUCAGCACUAGUGAGUGGGUUAUAAGAUGACUACAUAAAUACUUAUACAAAAUGUUACACCCUGACUCUGAAAAACAUUCAUGUUCAUAUCACAAAUAUUUUCCAGUUGUGGUAAUCGAACCCACAGCUUUGGACUCAGAAAGCAGGGUCGCUUGACGCUGCACCAAUUUGCGUGUGAUUGCGUUUCAUACGAUAAGUGUGUUUCUAUUGCAUAUUUUUACAUGUAAAAACCAGAAUGCUUUGGAUACAUAGUAUACGUGGGAUUAGUUUGUCUCUAGAAUAAUAAUAUAAUGUGUCCUCAAAGCCCCAUGAAAGGUCCAUGUAUUUAAAAAAGCAAAUUUGCCCUGAAGAUUUUUAUGUAAAUGUGUGUCAUCUACAUAGAUGCCUAGCUUUUGCCCGCGGCUUCGUUCA
Molecule: messenger RNA, 2387 nt
Organism: Pararge aegeria (speckled wood butterfly)
Lineage: Eukaryota; Metazoa; Arthropoda; Insecta; Lepidoptera; Nymphalidae
Exons: 8
Coding region: 495-1718 (407 amino acids)
Source: RefSeq, a predicted model, not a curated record